This is a messenger RNA of Durusdinium trenchii, 1398 nucleotides long. The record is from the annotation of a GenBank genome assembly. NCBI's taxonomy places the organism in Eukaryota, Dinophyceae, Suessiales, Symbiodiniaceae.
AUGGUCUCUGCCAGGGUGGACUAUUUAGCUGCACGUUAUGUGAGGUUGUCCAUUUGGUUGUUUGCUGGGACACGACGUAAAGAAGGGAGCCCGGAGCUGCUUCGGCUGAAACAACGCUUGAACCUCAGCCCUCAGGAAGUGGUGGAGCCUCUCUGCAAGGUGGUCGAAGCGGGUGAUCGCCGAUUGAUAGAUCCCAUCGCCACCGACAGCGUCUUUGCCGCCAGUGACCUCAGUGAGCUCAUGAAGCACUACGACCAGCUGGCGGGAUAUGACCCUGACAACCGCGAAGUGCCGCAGGAUACCCUCUUCUGUGGACCCGUUGAAGAGGAGAGACGGGGGUGGAAUUGGAAGGAUGGGAAUCGGAGGACGAAAAGAGGAGACAUGGCGUAUGCGAAGGACUCGGUGAUGGGCUGCGCUGGUGCCAACUACUCCUGCAACGAAUCGCAGUUUUCGAGCCAUGCACAAGCGCGUUUCUACCUCCAGCCCUGCGACGAGACCGCACCCACGCGUGAAGAGGCCGAGCUGGAGCGUGUUUUUGGACUGCGAGCACUGGCACCAUGGGCCGGCGCCGUUGGCGUCACCGCAUGGCAUAUCCCUCCCUCUACAAGCGUCGCUGUCGUGGGCGCUGAGGAAAUGGACGUGAAGCCCACUCUGAGAGGCUGGUCGACCGACCAGUCGCCGGGUGGGGUGGCCGAUGGAAUUGGCUGGGAAGAUCCUGGUCCAGACAUUUCAAGACAGAUUUGGGCAGGUCCGGUGGGGCAGCGGGUCCGGCAGGGGCGUUUGAUACCAAGGUCCUUGGUGGUCGUUGAGACCAUCGACCACAAGCCGGGCGCUCAGUUCAGUGGAGAAGCGCCCGACCAUCCCACGGAGAAGCAGCGCAUCGAGACCGCGGGUGGCACGGUCUCCUUCGAGGACCCGCCGAGACUGGAUGGGAGCUUGGCCGUCAGUCGAGGCUUGGGGGACUUCGAAUACAAAGCCGACGGUCCGGAGGCUCAAGGCAUCGGUACCGUGUCCUGCAUUCCGGACAUCUACGAAGUUUCUUCCCUCGCGCCCGGAACUUUGUGCAUAUUGGGCUGCGACGGGAUCUGGGACGUCCGGGCCCGUCCCGGCCGCCGAGUCGCCGAAGACGCCGGACGGGUGAGACCGGGCACCACGGCGGGUGGCUCAGGCUCAGUUGGUGUGCGAGGCAUUGGCCACCGACCUGGAGCCUUGGCCGAUCUGAUCCUAGUGGAUCUGGGCGACAUCGCCGCGGAGAUUUUGAGGCAGUGCCUUCAGAGGAACAGUCGCGACAACAUGACCUGCAUGAUCAUGCACUUUGCUGAUGGCAGUGAUUGGGCAAACUUCCCAGACGAGAUGAAGAACUACGACAAGCUUCUCGGCAAGACCUCAGAACCAUGA